AUGGGCGGUGCAUCCAAUUUCGCUGCCAGCACUACAGGCAUUUCUUCACGUAUGAACGAUGAAAAUGUGAAGAGGGAGUUGAAGAAGAAGAGUCAAAGUGUGGGCGAGGGCAACGGUGAUGGCCAUGAUAGGAAGACAGCUUAUACAAAGAACAGGAAGGCGUUGGGUGAAAUAUCUGAGUCGGCACUAAACAGCAGGAUGACAGAGAUACGGAAUAAAAGGGCAGAGGAGGCAACAACAGAAAUAUACAAGGGGAAAGAGACAGAGGACGAGGAACUGAGUGAUUCGGAAAAUAGAGAAGAUCUAACGGAGGACGAUAUGGAUAACGCUGAAGAAGAAGAUGAGGCAGAGGAAUCAGUGUGUUACGUAAACGAGCCAAUGAGCCCGAUUGUCCGCAUAAAGGAAUACAAAGAGAUAGCGCGGGCGUACAGUCGAUACUCACGUGAUACGCUAGACCCAGAUGAUGAGGAUACUUACGAUAUAGCAAUGGUGGCGGAGUACGGAAAUGAGAUAUUCAACUAUUUGCACAAACUUGAGAUCAAGUACGCACCAAAUCCUCACUAUAUGGAGGAGGUACAGACGGAAUUAGUCUGGGAUCACCGUUCAACACUCAUGAAUUGGCUUGUGCAACUACAUUCGCGGUUUAAUCUACUGCCGGAGACGCUAUACCUGGCUGUAAACAUAAUAGAUCGUUUUCUCAGCAGCCAGACGAUCUCUCUUUCGCGUUUCCAGCUGUGCGGCGCGGUUGCACUCUUUAUAGCAGCGAAAUAUGAAGAGAUUACUGUGCCUACAGUGUCUCAGAUGAUAUACAUGGUGGGAAAUCAGUUCAACCGCGAGGAAUUCCUCGUUGCAGAACGGUUUAUGGUGGAGGCCUUGAAGUUUGAGUUCAAUUACCCGGGCCCAAUGUCGUUUUUACGCCGUGGUUCUAAAGCUGAUGAUUACGACAGCGAAAUUAGAACUUUAGCCAAGUAUUUCCUCGAGAUAACGAUUGUCGAUUCAAGAUUUGUGGCAUCCCCAGCAAGCUGGCUUGCUGCUGGAGCACAGUACACAUCACGGAGGAUGCUUGGUCGCGGAGGCUGGACUCAGGCCCAUGUUUAUUACACCGGAUACACAGCUGAUCAGCUAGAUCCACUAUAUGCCGUUUUUGUGGAGUGCUGUCUCUCAUACAAAAAGCACCAUAAGGCAAUCUUUGAUAAGUACGCCCAGAGGAGGUUCCGCCGCUCGUCUAUGUACGUGCAGGAAUACUUGAAGACGUACUAUUCGGAGAAAUAA
This is a messenger RNA of Brettanomyces bruxellensis, 1272 nucleotides long. RefSeq names its product B-type cyclin. Bases 1 to 1272 code for a protein of 423 amino acids. Gene Ontology annotation, cellular component: centrosome; nucleus; cytoplasm. Gene Ontology annotation, biological process: regulation of cyclin-dependent protein serine/threonine kinase activity; mitotic cell cycle phase transition. Gene Ontology annotation, molecular function: cyclin-dependent protein serine/threonine kinase regulator activity. The transcript has a single exon. Lineage: Eukaryota; Fungi; Ascomycota; Pichiomycetes; Pichiales; Pichiaceae. The record is from RefSeq and is a predicted model, not a curated record.